ACGUAGAACACCUAGAUUAAAAAAUUCAUUUAUGUAAUUUGUUACAACAAUAACAUAUUAAUAUAUUUUUUCAAUUUCCCGCGGUGAUAAGGAUUUUAAACUAAUUGCAUCAGGCGGAAAUAGAAAAACAAGCUAUAGCAAUCGGUAUGACUUUAAAUUAAAUUGGAGAACAGAAAAGCGAAAACCAUGGCGGCGGUUCUGUUGGCAAGGUUGUACUUUCGUUGUAUUGUACGUUUUUCUGACCGAGAGUACAAGCGUUGAAAGAAUAUUGCCGUGGAAAUUGAAUCAGGAAGAAUAAUGAGUCACUGCGGUGAAUCUGGCGAAUCCGAUGACGGUGGAGACGACCAGGAAGGUUCUUCUUAUUCGGAAACAAAUAUCGAAGAUGCCUUAACAUCUUUCAGAGAGCGAUGGCAGCGGGAAUUAGAAAUAUCACCAAGAAGAGAGAGGUCAAAGACUCAGUCCACAAAGCUGGUUGACUAUGAUGUUUCCAAUGAUGAAGAGCCAUUAGAUACCAUUGAAAUCAAGGCAAGAAAUUUGUUCUUAAAAGGAAUUGAAUAUGAAGAAAGUAGGAAGUUUUAUGAAGCUAUUCAAUUUUACAAGCGUGCUGUACUGUUAGUUCCUGAUAUUGAAUUACGUUUAUAUGAGUCAACUAAAUUGAAAUCAAAUGAUGAUGGUGAUAAGCAAUUGGAAGAUGAUGUGAGCAGUAUUAAUGAUAAUACUGAAAACUAUAAUGAAGAAAAAGAGGAGGAAACUGAUUUAUUUGUUAAAUUAUGCAAAAUUGUAAAUCGUAAUAAAUGUGUUUGUUUUCCAAAAUUUGAACAAGAUGCAACUCAUAUUUCUGCUUUGCCUAUGGAAAUAAUGCUUUAUAUAUUAAGAUGGGUUGUUUCUUCAGAGUUAGACUUGAGAUCUCUUGAAAUGUUCUCUGGGGUAUGCCGUGGAUUUUACAUAUCUGCAAGAGAUACAGAGAUCUGGAGACUUGCCUGUGUUAGGGUAUGGGGUGUACAUUGUGGAAACUAUGCUCCGAAAUACCGAUCGUGGAGAGAUAUGUAUUUACAACGGCCUAGAUUAAGAUACAAUGGAUGUUAUAUUAGUAAGACCAGUUACAUUCGCGAUGGUGAAAAUAGUUUUCAAGAUCAGUUUUAUAGACCUUGGCAUUUGGUGGAAUACUUCAGGUACCUGAGAUUCUUUCCAGAAGGAAGAGUUUUAAUGUUAACUUCAACGGAUGAUGCGCAGAGUUGUGUAAACUCUUUAAAAAAUCGUGUUCCACGAAAUCCCGCAAUUCUAAUUGGCCAUUACAGAUUGCACGAUAACUAUGUUACUUUAGUGCUCAGAAAACAAGAAAUAAAAACUGUUGUUAACACAUACAGGAAGAAUAAAAGGGAACCCAUACAUGAUAGUGGGGAACAAACUUUUCACCUUGAAUUUGAAAUACAGGAUCACCAUAGACGGAUAAAUUCGCAAUUAAAAUGGCUUAGUUACACUAUAUUCACGAAGUACAGAAAUGGACAUGAAGUAAAAAUGUGCUUGAAAGAGCCGUCUGUUAGAGAAUGGAGAGUGUCAGCUAUCGGCGGACGAUAUCCGCCUCUUAAAUUCAGUAGAGUUAAAAGUUAUACUCAAGAGAGUGAAGCUCCCCUACAAUAAGCGUAACUGAAUGCAGAAUUAUUAAUCGUCUCGAUUACGUAAGAGUACAAUAAUGGAGCUAAAAUUUAAGAGAAGACUAAAUUCUACAGGCUAGCAUUACAAUCAGUCUUGAUGUAUAUUUUCACUACACGCAUUAGCAUAAUGUUCUUUGAGACUUCGUAAUGGAUACUAAUUACUUUCUUUUAUUAACCUAUCAUACAGCUUUCACGUUACAGUUUUCUCUUAAAUUCUAUCAACUACAUUAAUUUUUACGUAGAUGAUAUAAACGAGUAAUUUAUAGAUUUAAUGAAAUCGUUAUAUCAUGCACUGGAAUAGUGCCUUAUGUGCUUUCAAAAUAGGUGCUUAUAUUUCAGGACUUGUUUUUGUUUUUUAUUUAGAUUUAUUAUUUACCAUUUGUUUAACAGAAAUUUAGAGAUCGAUCAUUACAGUAUAACAGAUUUAUUCAUGAUUUUGAUGAAACUAUAUGCUACCUAGAGUAAGCCGUUUCGGAACCGCAAGAACAUAUACGCUAAACAUUACACCAAAAAUAUAUUCACCUUACAGGUGUUAUCUAUCAAUUAUUUUUAUUUAGGUUAAAAUAUAUUUGUUACAUUAUAUUUCUUGCGGCUCAGUUUUGCAUAGAACCUUACUUGGAAACGUAUACAUUCAGUCAAAGUAUAUGGAAGAAACGAAAAUUAAGAUAUAUUACCUCGAUAUAUAUAUAUUCUUUAUUUUCUGAAUUAUGAAACUUAUUGAAGAAGCCGGUCUAUGCCUAUAAUUUUUAAAUGUAAAUGGGCCAUUUAUGUACCACUGUUUAUGGAAUUAAUCAAUUCUAAUAUUUUGGAAAAGUUUUAUUUGUUAAAAAUGGCGAAUAGCAUUGACAUUAUGAGUCAAAGGUACGAAUGCUCGGGAACAUGUCUUGUACUUUGCUGUGGGUAUUAAAUUCUUAUAAUAAUCACAAUAAACGUAUUUUUGAUGUGCUUA
Messenger RNA from Osmia bicornis bicornis, 2604 nucleotides. RefSeq names its product F-box only protein 9. Gene Ontology annotation, molecular function: protein binding. The transcript is spliced from 7 exons. Gene Ontology annotation, biological process: SCF-dependent proteasomal ubiquitin-dependent protein catabolic process. Gene Ontology annotation, cellular component: SCF ubiquitin ligase complex. NCBI's taxonomy places the organism in Eukaryota, Metazoa, Arthropoda, Insecta, Hymenoptera, Megachilidae. The record is from RefSeq and is a predicted model, not a curated record. Bases 298 to 1641 code for a protein of 447 amino acids.